This is a messenger RNA of Capsella rubella, 709 nucleotides long. Its product is annotated as FAD-linked sulfhydryl oxidase ERV1. The transcript has 6 exons. The record is from RefSeq and is a predicted model, not a curated record. The coding region runs from base 44 to 619 and encodes 191 amino acids. Gene Ontology annotation, cellular component: mitochondrion. Lineage: Eukaryota; Viridiplantae; Streptophyta; Magnoliopsida; Brassicales; Brassicaceae. Gene Ontology annotation, molecular function: flavin adenine dinucleotide binding; flavin-dependent sulfhydryl oxidase activity.
UUUUUUGUCUGCAGUGAAUUCUGAGACAAACAAAGAAAAGAAAAUGGGUGAGAAUCCAUGGCAGCCACUUCUCCAGACCUUCGAGAAACUAUCAAAUUGCGUCCAAACUCAUCUUUCCAAUUUCAUCGGCGUUAAAAAUACUUCUCUUUCGUCAUCCGCAAUCCAAAACCCAAUCUCCUUGGAGGAUUCUUCUUCUCCACCAAUCGCGACCAACAGUUCUAGUCUUCAAAAACUCCCUUUCAAGGACAAGUCUACAGGUCCUGUGACUAAAGAGGAUCUUGGGAGAGCUACAUGGACAUUUCUGCACACUCUUGCUGCGCAGUAUCCAGAAAAACCAUCAAGGCAGCAAAAGAAGGAUGUUAAAGAACUGAUGUCAAUACUUUCUCGAAUGUACCCUUGUAGAGAAUGUGCGGAUCACUUCAAAGAAAUCCUAAGAUCAAAUCCCGCACAAGCUGGAUCUCAGGAGGAAUUCUCGCAGUGGCUUUGCCAUGUACACAACACCGUAAAUAGAAGUUUGGGGAAAUUGGUGUUCCCUUGCGAGAGAGUGGAUGCAAGAUGGGGCAAGUUAGAGUGUGAGCAGAGAAGUUGUGAUCUCCAUGGAACUUCUAUGGACUUUUAGACCCAUUUAUUAAACUACUUAUACUUGUAUGAAAUUUUACAACAGCAAAAAAGAGUAUAAACUGAUUUAUUUACAAUCCUUUUCCACGAA